AUGGGUUAUUCGGAUCUUUUUGUUUCUUGGAUUAUGAGAUGCAUUGAUACUGCAGCUUUCUCAGUCUUUGUAAAUGGGGAGCUAGCGGGAUUCUUCUCCAGUAGCAGGGUUAUAAGGCAAGGUUGCUCGCUAUCUCCGUAUAUAUAUGUUAUUGUCAGCAACGUCUUAUCAAAGCUACACAAUAAAGAGGCUACUGAUGGUCUGUUAGGACACCACCCCCACUGUAAGGAGUUAAAUCUGUCGCACUUGAGUUUUGUAGAUGAUAUAGUCGUCUUUACAAAUGGCUCUCUAGACUCUCUUAGGAACACUCUCGAGGUGUUUCAUAAAUUUUCCAGUAUGUCGGGACUUGCAAUCAAUGUCGCAAAGUCAACAGUCUUUGCUGUGGGAAGAGGGAAACAAGCACUUGAAGCUGCAGCGGGGGAUUCUGGUCUCUCCAUCUCAGCGCUGCCCAUCAAGUACCUUGGACUGCCCCUCACCACAAAGCUUAUGAACAAAAAUGAGUACGACCCCUUGAUCACAAAAAUCAAGAAGCGGUUUCUAUCAUGGACAAGCAAGGCGCUGUCCUACGCUGGAAGGUUGCAGCUCAUCGAGUCAGUUAUAACGAGUAUGACAAACUUUUGGUUAGCUGCUUUCUGUCUUCCCCAAGCUUGCAUGGAUGAGAUUGAGAGCAUGUGCUCUGCUUUCCUUUGGAGUGGUUCCCCAAACAAUACAUCUAUGUCGAAAGUUGCUUGGGCUGAUGUCUGUUGUCCCUUCGCCGAAGGUGGUUUGGGGCUUCGACGUGUUCAUGAAGUAGUACUUGUUGCGGGGGGAGACUGGGAUGUGACGGAUACAGGUCUUGGUUCUUGGGUAUGGCGAAAAAUCUUAAGAGUCCGUACGCUUGCAAAGAAAUUCAUUCGUAUGGACAUAAAGAAUGGCCAAAAAGUGAAGUUCUGGACGGAUUUGUGGCUUCCAGCAGAGAGACUGAUAGAUCUUGCAGGUGAAAUUGGAACUCAGACGUUAGGCAUAACAAGAAAUCUGCAAAUCUGUGAAGUUUUUGCUGAUGGUGGGUGGAGGUUUCGGAUCUGUCGUGACCAGCACAUACAGCAACUGGUGGAGAUGAUUCAUCAGUUCCCUUUAUCAUUGACUGCACAUGUCCCUGAUGGAGUCUUUUGGAGGAAUGGUCCGGGUGACUAUGGAGAUAAGUUCAUAGCUUCGAAUACAUGGCAACAAAUCAGACAGCGCAAAGAUGAAGUUCAGUGGAGCAAGAUUGUGUGGUUUCCUCAAGGGGUACCUCGUUUCUCAUUCAUCACUUGGCUAGUUUUCCGUGAUAGACUCUCGACAGGCCACCGUACUAGCAGAUGGGUCAGCCGCAAGGUCGUUGGAAACCUCUUUGGUAUGGAGCCUGACCCGGACUGGGAUAUCACUAUCUUGCAUCUGACCACAGGAACAUACGAUCAGAUCACUUUCAUCUUGCUCAGAUUGGUUCUACAGGUCACCAUAUACUACAUUUAG
Molecule: messenger RNA, 1491 nt
Organism: Raphanus sativus (radish)
Lineage: Eukaryota; Viridiplantae; Streptophyta; Magnoliopsida; Brassicales; Brassicaceae
Exons: 3
Coding region: 1-1491 (496 amino acids)
Source: RefSeq, a predicted model, not a curated record